Harpegnathos saltator (Jerdon's jumping ant) is the source of this 721-nucleotide messenger RNA. RefSeq names its product zinc finger BED domain-containing protein 6-like. The transcript has 2 exons. Lineage: Eukaryota; Metazoa; Arthropoda; Insecta; Hymenoptera; Formicidae. The coding region runs from base 211 to 708 and encodes 165 amino acids. The record is from RefSeq and is a predicted model, not a curated record.
UUACCUAUCUUAACAUUUAGCUUAUCUAAAUAAUAUUUUAAUAUUUUUGAUGGAGGACAAAAAGGAAAUAAGAUUACAAAUCAUAUAUUAUAUAUAAUUGCUAAAUGUGGACUGCCACUGUCGUUCACGGAAACAGAAGGAUUUAAUAAUUUUUUGAAAGCAGUAGCACCACUUUACAAAGCACCAGGAAGAAAUGCUAUUACAACACUUAUGGAUGCAAAAUAUACACUUAUAAGUUCGGAUUUGAAAAAUAGCUUUAAUAACAUUGACUUUUUUUGUUUAACCAGCGAUGUGUGGACAGAUCCUUUUACAAACAAAAGUUAUAUAAGUUUAACAUCUCAUUGUUUAAAUGAUAUAUGUAAAACAUGGAAUAUUCCAGAUGAUAAAAUCCUUUGUAUUGUUACUGAUAAUGGAUGUAACAUAAAACAUGUUAUACAUACAACAUUUGGGUAUCACAGGCAUCUUCCAUGUUUUGCACAUUGUUUAAAUUUAGUUGCGCAAAAAUCAAUAGCAUCGUCGGUUCGGUUUCAAACAAUAGUUACUAAAGUAAAACAUAUUGUGACACAUUUUAAACAUAGCGUUCGUGUAUCUGACGAACUUAUUCGAUUACAAAUGCUACAAGGAAAAACUGAAGGUACAUGUUUAAAACUUAAACGGGACUGUCCCACAGGACUAUCGUUGAAAUUCCAUUUUUUAUAUGCUAAGUAGAUUUAUAGAAGUU